Messenger RNA from Trachemys scripta elegans, 6863 nucleotides. RefSeq names its product integrin subunit alpha 11 (gene ITGA11). Gene Ontology annotation, molecular function: integrin binding. Gene Ontology annotation, biological process: cell-cell adhesion; cell adhesion mediated by integrin; cell-matrix adhesion. The record is from RefSeq and is a predicted model, not a curated record. NCBI's taxonomy places the organism in Eukaryota, Metazoa, Chordata, Testudines, Emydidae. The transcript has 30 exons. The coding region runs from base 125 to 3700 and encodes 1191 amino acids. Gene Ontology annotation, cellular component: external side of plasma membrane; integrin complex.
UUCUGGCAGGGAGCUGGGAAAGGCUGGGGAUAAGUGGAAGCUUUUUUCAGAGUAAGGCUACCACUCUGGCUCGGUGCCUCAAGCGGAUGGUAGGGGUAGGGUACCAGAAGCCUCUAGCACUCACAUGGACUUCUACAGAGGGCUCUUUGUAGCCUGGGCUCUCAGCCUCCUACCAGGAUUCUGUGACACCUUCAAUAUUGACACCAAAAGGCCCCGAAUCAUACCAGGCUCUAAAGAAGCGUACUUUGGCUACACGGUGCAGCAGCAUGAAAUCGCUGGGAAGAAAUGGCUGGUGGUGGGAGCCCCCUAUGAAACCAAUGGACAGCUGAAGACUGGAGACGUCUACAAGUGUCCGGUGAAUGGCGAGACUAACAGCAACUGCACCAAACUCAACCUAGGAAGAGUAACACUCUCCAAUGUGUCAGAGCGCAAAGAUAACAUGCGUCUUGGCCUGAGUCUGACCACAAACCCCAAGGACAAGAGCUUUCUGGCUUGCAGCCCUCUCUGGUCCCAUGAGUGCGGAAGCUCUUACUAUACCACGGGAAUGUGCUCCAGGGUGAACUCCAACUUCAGAUUCUCGAAGACCAUAGCUCCUGCUCUCCAGAGAUGCCAAACGUACAUGGACAUAAUCAUCGUUCUGGAUGGAUCGAACAGCAUAUAUCCCUGGGUUGAAGUGCAACAUUUCCUGAUAAACAUCUUGAAAAAGUUUUACAUUGGGCCUGGUCAGAUACAGGUUGGAGUUGUUCAGUAUGGAGAAGACGUCGUGCAUGAAUUUCAUUUAAAUGACUACAGGUCUGUAAAAGAUGUGGUGGAAGCUGCUAGUCACAUAGAGCAGAGAGGAGGUACAGAAACCAGGACGGCAUACGGGAUAGAAUUUGCUCGCUCAGAAGCCUUUCAGAAAGGUGGGCGAAAGGGAGCAAAGAAAGUGAUGAUUGUCAUAACCGAUGGGGAAUCCCAUGACAGCCCAGACCUGGAGAAGGUGAUUGAAAACAGUGAGAAGGACAAUGUCACCAGAUACGCUGUGGCAGUUCUGGGGUAUUAUAAUAGAAGAGGAAUCAACCCAGCAGCAUUUUUGAAAGAAAUAAAAUUCAUAGCAAGUGAUCCAGAUGACAAGCACUUCUUUAAUGUCACAGAUGAAGCGGCACUUAAGGAUAUUGUGGAUGCACUGGGAGAGAGGAUAUUUAGUUUGGAAGGUACCAACAAAAACGAAAUCUCCUUUGGACUUGAAAUGUCCCAGACUGGAUUUUCAUCACACAUUGUGGAAGAUGGGAUUUUGCUUGGGGCCGUAGGAGCGUAUGACUGGAAUGGAGCAGUGCUCAAAGAAACCAGCAGUGGAAAAGUCAUUCCUCAUAGGGAAUCGUAUCUCCAGGAAUUCCCAGAGGAGCUGAAGAACCAUGGAGCAUACCUAGGUUACACCGUCACCUCAGUGAUGUCUCCAAAGCAUGGAAGGAUUUAUGUAGCGGGAGCUCCCAGGUUCAACCACACUGGGAAAGCAAUUAUUUUUACAAUGCACAGCAACAGAAACCUAACUAUUCACCAGUCUUUGAAAGGAGAACAGAUUGGCUCCUACUAUGGAAGUGAAAUAAAUUCCAUCGACAUUAAUGGAGACGGGAUGACAGAUAUUUUGUUGGUCGGUGCCCCCAUGUACUUCAGCGAAGGCAGAGAGAGGGGGAAGGUGUACGUCUACGUUCUAAAAGAGGACCGGUUUGUUUUCAAUGGAGCUCUGAAAGAUUUGCAGAGCUACCAGAAUUCUAGAUUUGGUUCUUGCAUCGCCUCUGUCCGUGAUCUGAAUCAAGACUCCUACAACGAUGUUGUCAUUGGUGCUCCUUUGGAAGAUGACCACCAAGGAGCAAUAUAUAUCUUCCAUGGCUUCAAAGAAAACCUCCUGAAGAUGUAUAAGCAGAGAAUAGCAGCCGCAGACCUUCUUCCAGGCCUGAUGUAUUUUGGAUGCAGUAUCCAUGGACAACUAGAUCUAAAUGAAGAUGGCCUCAUAGACCUAGCAAUUGGCUCCCUUGGAAGUGCUGUGCUCUUAUGGUCCCGCAGUGUUGUCCAGGUCAAUGCCAGCAUUCGGUUUGAACCAUCCAAAAUCAACAUCUUUAACAAAGACUGCAAGCGAAAUGGGAAGGAUGCCACCUGCAUGUCUGCAUUCGUCUGCUUCACUCCAGUCUUCCUCUCGACUCAUUUUCAGAUGGCAAGUGUGGGAUUAAAAUACAAUGCAACCAUUGACGAGCGAAGGUACACGCCACGGGCUCAUCUGGAUGAAAAUAGCGACCGGUACACUCAUAGGCUGGUCACAUUGUCUGCAGGACAAGAACACUGCGACAAGCUAAAUUUUCACGUCUUGGACACAGCAGACUAUGUGAAGCCUGUGACAUUUUCCGUCGAAUAUGGUCUGGAGAACCCUGACUAUGGUCCCAUGAUGGAUGAUGGCUGGCCAACUGCAUUUAAAGUCUCUGUGCCUUUCUGGAAUGGAUGCAAUGAGGAUGAACACUGUGUCCCUGAUCUGGUCCUUGAUGCUAAAAACGAUAUUCCAACUGCCACGGAGUAUUGCAGAAGAGUACUGAGAAAGUCACCGUCGGAUUGCGCCGCCUACACACUAUCUUUUGAUACCUCCGUUUUUAUCAUAGAGAGCACGAGGAGGAGGGUGGCUGUAGAAGCUACACUGGAGAACAAAGGCGAAAAUGCAUACAGCACUGUCCUAAACAUUUCCUUCUCGAGAAAUCUGCAGUUUGCUAGCUUGAUUCAGAAGGAUGAUACAGACAUCAAUAUUGAAUGCAUGAAUGAAGAAAAGCGCCCCAACAAGAAGGUGUGCAAUGUUAGCUACCCCUUCUUCCGAGCCAAAGCAAAGGUGGCUUUUCGCCUGGAUUUCGAAUUCAGCAAAUCUAUUUUUCUUCAAAGCAUGGAGAUCUAUCUAACUGCCAACAGUGACAGCGAAGAACAGGAAAGUACGAAAGAAGAUAAUGCUGCUCUCCUGAAUUUUCACCUGAAAUACGAAGCCGACCUCCUUUUCACCAGGAGUUCGAGUCUGGACUAUUAUGAAAUCAAGUCAAACAGCUCCCUGGAGAGGUACGACAGCAUCGGCCCUCCCUUUAAUUGCACAUUUAAGCUGCACAAUCUGGGGUUCUUUCCUGUCGACGGCGUGACUAUCAAAAUCACAAUCCCAGUAGCCACAAGAGGAGGGAAUCGCCUUCUGCUGCUGACUGAUUUCAUUGUGGAUCAGGAAAACACGACGUGUAAUAUCUGGGGAAACAACACUGAUUACAGAAGGACACCCGCUGAGGAGGACCUUUCCCGUAACCUACAACUGAACCACAGUAACUCGGAUGUCGUGUCCAUUGACUGUAAUGUGAAAUUAGCAUCCAAUGAAGAAAUCAACUUUCACUUACGUGGCAAUCUGUGGCUGGAGUCACUGAAAGCACUGAAGUUCAGGUCACUGAAGCUCACGACGAAUGCAGCUCUGCAGCGACGGUUUCGCAGCCCCUUCAUCUUUCGGGAAGAGGACCCCAGUCGCCAGAUAACGUUUGAAAUCUCCAAGCAAGAGGCAUCCCAGAUCCCGAUCUGGAUCAUUCUAGGCAGCACGCUAGGAGGGCUCCUGCUGCUCGCGCUCCUUGUCCUGGCUCUAUGGAAGCUUGGAUUUUUUAAAAGUGCCAGUCGCAAGAGAGAUACAGAACAGGAGCAGAAUGCCAAAGUAUUAGAAUGAGGCUUCCCCAGCGAGGGCCUGUGAAGCUCAUCUAUCUAUCAUCCUGUUCCUAUUCAUUUACAGCUUACGGAGUAUAUGUCUGUCUUGAUGCUGAGGGAUGUGGGUGUGGAACUCCGUUUGCAUCGAGAUGAGAAUACACCCCUUUGUGUGAAAUUAUCUAAAUAAAACCGAUUCGCUGGCUCAAUGCCACAGGAGCACAAGCAUCAAAAGGUACUUCAAACUGGUUUUAACUAGCUCUGUUUUGCCUAGUCGGAGGCAGCUGUGCAAAUCUGAGAGAGAGAGAGAACUAAGGGCAAUAACAGAAUAGGGGUGGUCAUUAUGAUUAAUGUUUUCAUGCUGGGGAUUGCAAGUUUAAUGACAUGCUACAGAACUAAAAAACAAGCCAGUCCGAUUAAUUGUGAGAGCUGUGAGAUGAGGGUGAAAUCUCAGGAGAUUUACAGGAGCUAAUUUUCAUGCCUGAGUUGUAUAAAAUCCCACUGAUUAAUUGCACCUCCUGUUCUUGAACUUCUUAAUCGGCAUUAUGGAUGGGAUUUGAGAGACGUUCUAGCUAAAAGACAUGGAAAGUCUAGUUCCCAACUGUUAAGCUGUAGCAACAGUAAACCUGCAUUUAUUGUUUGUUCAUUUAAAUGGCCGCACACACUGUGGGUAAUGUGUGUUCAAAAUGUAGUGUUCAAAAAUCGUGUGAGGGGAUGUCCUUGUGCAGAGCACUCCUUCGCUGCUGCCACUGCUACUAACCAGUACUUCUGAGAUACCUCAUAUUAAAGGGUAACAUUUGGAUUAUUCAAACUAGGCGGACUUGUCCGUAAAAUGCCACAUGUGAAUUCUCCAAGUGCAUGAUUUGCCUGAGGAAAUAAGAUUUCUCCAGUGAGGAAGAAAGAGACAAAAAAUCCUGUCCAGCUAGUAAACUGAUCAAUUGAACAAAUUACACAUUUGUUAAAUUCAUGUUGUGCAUCAAAAUGUAAUAAUGCAGGGUUCAGUGGAGCGCCCGUUGAAGCAAAGCGGAGCUGGCUCAGGCCAAUACAAAGCCACAGAUCCCCAAGUGUUUUACAUUUUCUGAGUGGAGAGUUUAAUACAGAGAUUUUAAUUUGCUUUCUUUUUAAUGCACUGAAUACAAUUAAUAGCAAAUUAAAGCACCUUAAUGCAAAACUUCAGUGUCCAGCUGUAUAUACUUAUUCUGAAAAUAUUUACCUGUUUAAACACAAAAGAACAUCAAAAAACCAGUUUGAAGUGUUUUCUACAAACUGUGCAAUUUCAAAGAGUAUACGUGCAACAGGAAUCCAAACAUGUAUUAUAAUUGUAUAUACUUGGUGUAAUGCAGAGAUGAUCAGUGCUGUUUGACAAAAAUCUUUUCUUUUGCAUAAUAUAAUUAUUUAUGCUAAUAUUAACUUUAUGACUGAAAAGAAAGAAAGCAGACGUCCACCCGAUGUGUAAUAAAGUCUGUUAAAUACUGUUUGAGUAUUUUUUAAGGAUAAAAAAUACAGUAUUUUUAAAAAUUCAUAGUUUCAACUACCAUUCUGUGCCAAACCAUUUUCACCAAUAUCAUCUAGAAUUGGAUUGACUUGUUCACAUGCCUUUAGAAGAGAGUGGAAAGAGGGACUAUGAUUAUACUAUUUCUGCCCUUAUUUAUUUUGACAAUAAAUAUAUUUUCCAGAACGACUAUAUAGAAGCCUUCUUUUAAAGGGACACUGUCAGGUUAAAAAAACUAAAUGCUUACGCCUGCAGCAUGAGUAUCCCAUUGUGGCCCAUCCACACAUACGUUGCAGGAUCAUCCCCGUUGGGCCUUAUCGUUGUGUUAAACCUUUUGAUUAUUUAAACUGAAAAACAAAUCUAAUUGGCUUGUUUCUGUUUCUGCUUUUCUUGCCUUUUGCAUUUCUCAGCUUGAGCAAAGGAAGGUCUAGUCAGUUUCAUUAUUUCUAGUUAAUUUUACUUUCAUGUUUUCCUGCACUAGCCCAAGCAGGGGCUAGUAAUGGGGAUGCAACUGCUUCAGGGAGGUGUUUAUUUACAUUUGUUUCCAUUAGCGAUUUUAAACAAAGAAUGGGACUAGCUAUGAUGGUUUUAGGCUUUGUGAAUGAUUAGCAUGGGGGUGCCUGUUUUACAACACUAAAUGGGGAUUUUUGACCUGACGUUGUCCCUUUAAUUCAAUAUUAUAUUGGGAGUAGCAUAUGUUUCCCACCACAAGAGUGCAUUUUCUUCUUGAGCUGCCUUAACUAAAAUCUUGGCCACUGUACAGAGUUUCUUUUUCCCCCUUUUAUGAGUGAUCGGUUUUCAGAAAUCUUGCAAAAUAAUCUUGUUGAAAGUAUUUAAAUGGAAGGCUGCAUAAAGAACACUGAAGUCAUCAAUUCAUCCUCACACGACCUCUCUCUUUGACCAACAUCAAACCCAACACACAAAAAAAACCCAAACCCAACAACAAAAAACAAACAAACCACCACACAUUGUUCAGCAGCUUGUUCAUUCCAGAUGUUGGCGAUGAGAAAAUUAAUUUUCUUUUUCAAAUCCAAAACUUUAGCUUCUCAUUAGUAUUUUCCCCGUAUUUUAAAUAACUUCAAUAUACACGAAAUAGAAAAUACCUCAAGGUCAAAAUUCACUGGGGCCUGAUUUUGCACCAUUGAAGUCAACUGAUGCUUUGCCACUUCCUUCGGUGGGCACAGAAUAAGACCAAUAGUGAAUAAGCAACAGUGUAAAUAAAAUACCCAGUAUUGCUGUAGGGUCUUUCCACUGGCAACCAAACGGAUGAAAUGUAGCGACUUCGUAUUAAUUCUGUUCCUUAAAACAAAAGAAAAUGAUUGCCCAAUCAAUUCUUGUUUAUACUAUCCUAAUAAUGGACAAAUAAAAGCUUUUAUCGUGUAUUCCACCAGUCUCAUAAAGAACAAAAACAGCACUACCAUCUUCAUCGGGAUUGCGCGGCGUCUGGCCGGUGCCUUGUUCUGAGAUGCAGCUGAAGUUCACAUUGCUCGUGUAUAUAGGAAACAUUCCGCUGGCAAGUGCUAGUUACAUGAUUAGCCAGUUUCCAAUUUGAUGGACGCACUUUGCCAAAACUGGUCACUGCUGUAUAAUAUGCAAACAAUGUGCUUGUACACAGGGUCUGUAAAUAUGCUUCGAAAUGUGCAGCUCUACUUUGUAACACUGAACUGCUGGGAAAUACAAUUUGAAGAUUUGUGUA